Dioscorea cayenensis subsp. rotundata (Guinea yam) is the source of this 2209-nucleotide messenger RNA. Its product is annotated as acyl-CoA-binding domain-containing protein 6-like. Lineage: Eukaryota; Viridiplantae; Streptophyta; Magnoliopsida; Dioscoreales; Dioscoreaceae. Gene Ontology annotation, biological process: lipid transport. The record is from RefSeq and is a predicted model, not a curated record. Gene Ontology annotation, molecular function: protein binding; fatty-acyl-CoA binding. Gene Ontology annotation, cellular component: cytosol.
UGCCCGCGAACCAAGACCCAGCUCCAAAUCAAACCCAACCUUUUUCCUCUCUAGAUCUCGCGAAGGGGGGAAGCCAUGGCGAGGGCUAGCUCCGGCCUCGCGUACCCGGAGAGGUUCUACGCUGCUGCGACCUAUGUCGGCUUUGGUGGUUCCCCGGCUUCUUCGCUUUCAUCGCUUUCACGGUUCCCGAAUGAUGUUGCACUUCUCCUCUAUGGACUUUAUCAGCAGGCGACGGUGGGACCUUGCAAUGUUCCGAAACCGAGAGCAUGGAACCCUGUGGAGCAUAGCAAAUGGACCAGCUGGAAUGGGCUAGGGGACAUGGCUUCAACAGAAGCAAUGCGACUUUUUGUGAAAAUAUUGGAGGAGGAAGAUCCCGCUUGGUAUUCUCGAGUAUCUGAUUCUGUUGUUGGGCCAGUUAUAGAUGUUGAAAUGCAUAAACCAGAACUUGAGUCAGCUACUGCGUUAGAUUCAACAAAUGGUAAUUCUACCUUGGAGCCUAAGACUAUUCCUCCUGAAAAUGGGAUUAUGGUGGAGACUCAGGAUAAAGGUGUUGUAAUGGAGGGUUUGGGUUCAGUUGGUAUUUAUGAUCAAUGGGUGCCGCCGGCUGUCUCUGGAAAUCGACCGAAGCCUCGAUAUGAGCAUGGUGCAGCAUUAAUACAGGAUAAAAUGUAUAUUUUUGGUGGAAACCACAAUGGUCGUUACCUGUCUGACCUUCAGGUUUUGGAUUUGAAAACUUUGACAUGGUCAAAGGUAGAAGCUAAAAAUACAGUGGGAUCUUCAGAAUCAACUUCAUUGCCAGUUGCUCCAUGUGCUGGCCAUUCCUUGAUUUCAUUGGGAAAUAAAAUCUUAUCUAUUGCUGGGCAUACAAAAGAUCCUUCAGAGACAAUUACAGUGAAGGAAUUUGACCCUCAGGCAUGUACAUGGUCAAUCUUGAAGACAUAUGGGAAACCACCGAUAUCACGUGGUGGUCAGUCAGUAACCCUGGUUGGGACAACUCUAGUGAUCUUUGGUGGCGAAGAUGCUAAGCGAAAUCUCUUAAAUGAUUUGCAUAUUCUUGACUUGGAAACCAUGACCUGGGAUGAAAUAGAUACCAUAGGCACAUCACCUUCACCAAGGUCUGGGCAUGCAGCUGCUUGCCAUGCAGAUCGAUACCUUUUGAUUUUUGGUGGUGGAUCUCAUGCAACAUGCUUCAAUGAUCUCCAUGUUCUUGAUUUGAAGAUUAUGGAAUGGUCAAGGCCAAAGGAACAGGGUGUUACACCAGCCCCACGAGCAGGCCAUGCUGGUGUCACAGUAGGGGAAAGUUGGUUCAUUGUUGGCGGUGGUGAUAACAAGAAUGGUGUCUCUGAAACACUUGUUCUUAACAUGACCACAUUGUUAUGGUCUGUUGUUACGACUGUUCAAGGGCGUGUGCCUGUUGCUAGUGAGGGACUGAGUUUGGUGGUAGGCUCGUAUAAUGGUGAAGAUUUUCUUGUGGCAUUUGGAGGAUAUAAUGGACGUUAUAGCAAUGAGGUCUAUGUUCUUAAACCAAGCCACAAAUCAGAAGUGCAGCCGAAAGUGGUGGAGAGCCCUGCAUCAGAAAGCAUGGCUGCCCUGCUACCUACUAAUGCUAGCAGGGAUGUUGAGCCUGAUUCUGAAACUGCUCCAGAUGUGAAGAUGAGAGAGAUUGUAAUGGACAAUGGAGAACGUGCGACUUUGAACAUUGCAAGUGAGGACGCAAACAGACAACUUGUAGAAGCUAUUAAGACAGAGAAAGAAGAACUAGAAGCAGCGCUGGCAAAGGAACAAAUGCAGAACCUGCAACUUAAGCAAGACCUAUCAGAAGCAGAUUCGAGAAACAUUGAACUUACGAAGGAGCUUCAAUCCAUCCGUGGUCAGCUUGUUGCUGAACAGUCCAGAUGCUUUAAACUUGAGGUUGAUGUUGCGGAGCUCCGCCAGAAACUGCAAACAAUGGAAACAUUAGAGAAGGAAGUUGAGUUACUUCGGCGGCAGAAGGCUGCUUCGGAACAGGCAGCAUUGAAUGAAAAACAAAGACAAAGUUCCGGUGGUGUCUGGGGCUGGCUCGCCGGAAGUCCUCCAGAUAAAACUGAUUCUUGAUAGUUUCUUUAUGGUCCUUCACUAAAUUCAUUCCGCGGUUGUUGUGUUUUAAUUUGAUUGUAAUUUAUUUUCCAUAUAUUUGGCUGACCAAUAAUAAGCAAAAUCCUUUGCUGUC